AUGGAGAAGUUCAAGGCAGCAAUGUUGCUGGGGAGUGUUGGAGAUGCACUCGGCUAUGGAAAUGUCUGCAGGGAGAACAGCGUCCUAGGCUCGAUCCAGGAGGAGCUGCAAAAGACAGGGGGACUGGACAGCCUGGUGCUCUCACCUGGAAGGUGGCCAGUGAGUGACAAUACCGUCAUGCACAUUGCAACCGCUGAGGCCCUUACCACAGACUACUGGUGCCUGGACGACCUGUACCGGGAGAUGGUAAAGCGAUACGUGGAGACAGUGGAGAAACUCUCAGAGCAUCGGCCAGACCCUUCUACUGUGGAGGGCUGCUCCCAGCUGAAGCCAGAUAACUACCUCCUAGCGUGGCACACGCCCUUCAGUGAAAAGGGUUCAGGGUUCGGGGCUGCCACCAAAGCAAUGUGCAUCGGAAUGCGGUACUGGAAGCCAGAACGGCUGGAGACCCUCAUUGAAGUCAGUGUCGAGUGCGGCAGGAUGACCCACAACCACCCUACAGGUUUCCUAGGGUCCCUGUGCACGGCACUGUUUGCCUCUUACGCACUACAGGGAAAGCCACUUGUGCAGUGGGGAAGAGAGAUGCUGAAGGUGCUUCCUCUGGCUGAGGAGUACUGUAGGAAGACCAUCCGGCACAUGGCAGAGUACCAAGAACACUGGUUUUACUUCGAAGCAAAAUGGCAGUUUUAUUUGGAGGAGAGAAAAAUCAGGGAAGACUCAGAAGACAAAGCCACCUUUCCCGACAACUAUGAUGCAGAGGAGAGAGACAAGACAUACAAGAAGUGGAGCUCAGAAGGCAGAGGGGGACGCCGCGGCCAUGACGCCCCAAUGAUAGCCUACGAUGCCCUUCUUGCUGCGGGAAGUGACUGGACCGAGCUGUGCCGUCGAGCCAUGUUCCACGGAGGAGAGAGCGGAGCGACAGGGACUAUCGCAGGCUGCCUGUUCGGGUUGCUGCACGGCCUGGCCACCGUCCCGCGGGGCUUGUACCAGGAACUGGAACACAAAGGCAGACUAGAGGAUUUGGGCGCCGCCCUGCACCGCCUGUCCACAGAAGAAAAUUCCGAGAGCCCCAGGAUCAGUUGUGAGACGGUAGCCAUGGAUGCGCAGACACUGAGGAAGAGAAUCGGCAGGACAUGCGACGAGGCAGCCCGUACCAUCCUCAACAGCCUACUGCUUUACAUCUUGGACCGUGCAGAUGGGCCCCAGAAGGUGGAAGACAGGACGCACAGAGCCAGCCGCCCUUCCCAGCUCCAGGAGGUAGGCCAGAGACCCACUCGGUUCCAGCUUCUACAGGCCAAGUUCAUGGGCACUGGCCGGGAGCCCCACCUCAAGAAAACCCGGGACGUGGGCCGGCUGAUCUCUAAAGACAGGCAAGGGCCUGGUAGGAGUUUCGUAAGUGCCACCAUCAACAAACUCCUGGAAAAGACCAAGGAAGGGGGCAGAAGUCCCAGUCAGAGGACCCCAGGCAGUGAGAAGCCCCGGUGGAGCCCCUCGAGUGGGAAGAGCACCGUGAAAAACAUCCUGAAGAAGUUCCUGGCUGCGGAAGAGAAGGAGGCUAAGGAGAAAGAAGCAGGUGAGAAGUCCCCUGCCCAGCGGCCUAGAGCUGCCAGGGGCCUCCUGCCAAGAAUCGUGGGCCGGAGCUCCAUCCUCUCCAAGCUGAGGGAAAGAUUCGAACAGAACAGCUGCCUGCACUCUGAGGCUGGAGUGCUGCCCCUGCACAGGGAAGGACUGAAGAGCCUGCAGAAGAGGAAAGUGCACAGGCCACAGGUGCGGGUGCUCCACGUGGCCACCAUGGCUACCAGCUGCACCAGAAUCCCCCCCGCCCGGUUUCUGGCCUGCACGGCUGAGCCCUUGCCAGCCCUGAACAUCGCUACCAUUGUCUGUGGGCCCCAGAGCUGGUUGUCGCAUUGUGCAAAACUUAGCCACUCAGAGUGCAGACGGUGGCCCACCGGGAGAGCCGACGUGUUCUCCAGCUCAGAAAACCUGGAGCCUAUUGGAAACAAAACCCAAGGCCUGGUGAAUGAGGAGCGCGAGGAACAUCCCAUGUCCUCAGUGCCCCAGGCAGUGGCUAACAUGGACAGUCACGUGGCUCUGAACAUGGACUCCUCUGGCACGUCUACCAAAGCCCAUGCUCCACCUGGCCAGGUACCAGUGUUGUCUUCACUUGGACUGAACAUCCCCAGAAGUACUGAGCCAGUCAGAAGGGACAGCACUGUGGAGCCCAAUACGCAAGAGGGGGCAGCUGACGCCCAGGGAGUGACCCCUGAAAUCGCCAUGACCAUGACCGUGAGCAGCUCUGAGGAUGAAGCUGAAAGGACCCCCUCAGGCUUGGAAAGAGAGCCCUUCUUUGCCAUCCAGAGUCACCUGCCAGAGCAGGAGGCCGUGACUCAGGUCCCCCUCCUGGCCCCCCUAGCAGUCCGGGCUGAGCGUCGAGCACAGCCCGCCAUCAAGCCUCCACAAAUCACAGUGCAGCUUCCUGUUGUUCACGAGAUGCCAGCCUCUCCUGGUCCUGAAGACAGAUGUUCCCCGGUUGUGAGAAGAGAGAUCGUGGCUGAAAAUGAGCCGGCGACAUCUUCCGCUGUGACCGAGGACAGGAGGGGUCCUCCAACCCCAACAAUGCAGAGUCAGCCCUGUGGGAUGCUCGUGAGUCUCCAUCCUGCAGCUCAGCACGAACUCGAGGAAGACCUAAGAGAUGGCUCCAACAGCAGCGUGGGCGGUGAUGCCUCACAGACGUUCCUAAUACCAAGUCCUUCUAAGAAGUUUCCUGGUGGAACAGAGGAAAAACAGAUCCCUGAGAAGUCACAUGACCUUAGGAAUUGCAGUGGUGACAGCCCUUCAAUGUACCCGACUGCUGGGAGAAGCCAUGUAGGAGUGGGCACCACUGGCGUCCAGCAGGGGGCAUCAACCACCGUGCUGGUGCCAAGCCAGAACUGCAUAAGGCCUGACGGUGCUAUGACACCGGGCAACAACAUCCAGUUUGGAAAGAAGGAGUGCCAAGGGCCCCGGAAUGAGUCAGCUCAACCAGCAAGCACCGCUCAGGAAAACAGCAGCCAUGAUCUGGGCAGCAACAGCCAGUCCACCUUAAAUAAUCAGCCUAUCGCAACUACCAAAGCCUCUGGGAAGGCGACAGGGACUGUCACUGAUCUCACAGUUUCACAGCCAAGUAGUACUCAGGACACUGAACUCAAGAUAACAGCAUGGCCGACUGGUACUCAGGAACUCAAGGGGAUACCACAUACCAGUGAUUCCAAGGAGGUUGAAUACAAGACGAUGCCACAGACAGGUGCCCAAGAUGUUAGACACAAGCGAAUGUCAUGGGCAAGUGGUACCCAGGACAAUGCACACCAGAUGGUACUACAGCCACAGGUUUCCCAGGAUGAGGAACCCGACAUAACGCCACAUCCUGCUGGUUCCCAGGAGCCUAGACACAAGGUAACACUGUGGCCAAGCGGUGCCCAGAAUAUUGACUUCAAGACAACACAGCAAGAUAGGACCCAAGACACUAAACUGACGAUACUGCGCCCAGGUGCUGCCCAGGACCCUGAACACAAGAUGCUGUCUCAGGCAAGUGACACCCAAGGUGCUGGACAAAGCACAACCAUGUGGGCAGGUGGUGCCCAAAACACUAGACAGAAGGCGUCAUCGCAGCCAGGUGGUGCCCAGGACACUAAAUACAAGACAGUGCAGCAAGCAGGUGGUACCCCAGACACUGUGCACAAGGUGACUGCACAGGCUGGCGAGGCCCAGGAUGGAGAAGAAAGUCCUGAAGAGGAGACAACACCGUGGUCAGGCAGCGUCCGGGACUAUAAAGACAAGAUGACACAAGGACCCUACAGCCAUCCUUUGACAUCAAGCAGGUCUUCAAAGCCAGAGAGUCGAGCCACUGAAGGAAGCAUCAUCGCGGAAGAGCUGGUGCGGAGCCGUCCCCUGAUGUCCGCGGCCCCAGCCGUUCAGCCGCAGGAAGCUGUGGAUUCUUGCCUGGUGUCUACUAAGUCUCCGCCAUGUGUUUCAAGUGAGCCACAAAACCAAGUCAAAGCGGUGGGAAGAGACCCUCUGUGCAAAAGCACAGCAUCUGCAGAGCCACAAAUGAAGCCAGCAGAGAAUCUGGACCACUCACCGCCGCCCUCGGUGGGUCCACAGGCACUGGACAGAAUGGAUUCUGAGAAAGAACAGCACCUCUCUAGGGCAGCACGCCCCCCUAUAAGGCUGGCCACAAAGGGAGAAACAAGGCAGGUGGAGCUGGUCCACAGCCCAGAGCCUCCUGUCCCCACCCAGAAGGCAGAGCAUAGGUCUGCCCCCCAGGCAAAAACCCUGCCAGGUGAAGCCAAAGAGAUUCUCCCAACACAGGGGGACAUGGGCAGGCCACAGAGACCGCUCGGAUCAGAGGAGACGGGUGCAGGAUGUGUACGGUUACACCAGACUGAACAGUCAGAUGUGCUGCAAAGUGUGGCACCCCCUCAGGCAUGGGCUUCUCAGGACCUAGUAGUGAAAGAAAAGACACCAGUGGAGGAGAAUCCCUGUCAGCACGGGGACAGGGCUCAGGAGCAUCCCUCCAGACCACCGAAGAGGCUGGGAAAGAGCCCAGCUCGGGGAGAGAGCCUCCAGGCUGGCGAGAAUCUAGCUACCCCAGGGAGCCCCGCAAAGCCCUGUGGACCGGCUAUGUGGGAACAGACCCAGAGCCAGGGACAGGCCAACCACCCAGUGUCUCCGGCCUGGGGACAACCUGACAGCACAGCCGAAGGAGUCCUGACUGCUGGCACAAGUGGUGAGCCCCCCAGACCGGGCCCCAUAUUUGGCAGUCAGCACCUGCCCCAAGGAAGCCAGACUCUGGCUAGUAGCAGGACCACAGUCGGCUCCCUGGAGAAUACGCACGAUGCUUCCUGGCUCACAUCUAAUGCCGGGGGUCACCCGCUCUGCCAAUUCCUUGACCAGGAUGGGCCCCCAAGUGCCCCUAGGGCAGAAAAGGGCCUAUCAGACCUUAAGCAUCCAAGGUCGGUGCACUUUGCAAAGUAUCGCGCCCAAAGCUUUCGGGACCAGAAGGCCUUUGAUCUGUCCUUCAGGCCCACGGUCCUCAGGGCCAGCGAUACCUUUGAGCCUCCCAAGUGA
Molecule: messenger RNA, 5106 nt
Organism: Apodemus sylvaticus (European woodmouse)
Lineage: Eukaryota; Metazoa; Chordata; Mammalia; Rodentia; Muridae
Gene: Adprhl1
Product: ADP-ribosylhydrolase like 1
Exons: 8
Coding region: 1-5106 (1701 amino acids)
Source: RefSeq, a predicted model, not a curated record